Molecule: messenger RNA, 1646 nt
Organism: Protobothrops mucrosquamatus (brown spotted pit viper)
Lineage: Eukaryota; Metazoa; Chordata; Lepidosauria; Squamata; Viperidae
Gene: EVA1C
Product: eva-1 homolog C
Exons: 8
Coding region: 1-1230 (409 amino acids)
Molecular function (GO): carbohydrate binding
Source: RefSeq, a predicted model, not a curated record
AUGGCACUGAACCUAACAAGUUACCUAACCAAACUCCUGCGAAACCAUACCGUUUAUGCCUGUGACGGUGAUCAUUUGAGUCUCCGGUGUCCUCGGCAUUCAACAAUAAGUGUCCAAUCUGCAUAUUAUGGGCAAGCUUACCACUUGUGUAGUGCACAGCAACCUGAAGUCAUGGUGAAAGAGGCACUAAACUGUGUGGCAUCUACUACCUUGCAGAAAGUAUUCGAUGAAUGCCAGGACCUGAGAGACUGCCAACUCCUUGUUAAUAGUCGACUUUUUGGAUCUGAGUUAUGUCCAGGAGUCACUAAAUACCUCCUAGUCUCCUUUAAGUGCCGACCUAGUGAAUAUAAAACUAGAUCAGUGUGUGAAAAUGAAGAACUGAAACUACACUGUCAUGAAUCAAAAUUUCUUAACAUCUACUCAGCCUCUUAUGGCAGGUCUGCCCACGAGAUGCACUUCUGUUCAACAAAAAUGAAUCACCUUCCCCAAUAUGAUUGUUUUUCCUAUUCAGCUUUAGAAGUCUUGUCAAAGAAGUGCUAUGGGAAACAAAGGUGUAAAGUUAUUGCUAACAGCCAUAACUUUGGAAGACCAUGCAUGCCUGGGGUGAAAAAAUAUCUCAAUGUCAGCUAUGCAUGUGUUCCCAGAUUCAUAUUGGCAGCAGUUGAUCCAAUGGUUACCAUACUCCCUCCCUCUUGGAAGCCAAAAGAAGUUGAAUAUGAUAUAAAUUUUGAUCCAAAAGAAUCAAGAAUUCCAAAGAAGGAAGGAAUUAUAAUUAGCAGCAGUUUGGCUACAUUUGCAUACAUUAGAGAUCACCUUGAAAGAGCUGCUCUCUUGUUUGUGUCUAGUGUUUGUGUUGGCCUAAUGCUCACACUUUGUGCUCUGGUAAUGCACAUUUCUUGCUGCGAUGAUGUGUUAAAGCUACGGAGGAUGAAAAAGCAUCUGGUGCUAGAAAAUCAGAAGGCUGAUGGAAACAAUGAAGAUGAGGAAGAAGAGGAAGAGGAAGAGAGAGAGGAAUCUUCUGUUUCAGAUUUUACUGAUGAACUAACAGGGUUAUGCAGGACUUCAUAUACAGCUUAUUGUGCCCUGGAUGCAGCCGAAUUGGCUGAGAGGAUAGAGCGGCGAGAACAGAUCAUGCAAGAAAUCUGGAUGAACAGUGGCUUGGAAGCAUCUCCUACCAGAAGCUUCAGCCCAUUCUAUAUCAAUGAACAGCAGUGCAUUUGUUUUGGAUAACAUGCACUUCUUUUCUUAAACUACCUUCUGUGAAGGAUCAUCUGCAAUUUAAUGUAAUAAUUAUUACAAAGCUAUAUAAAUAAUUAUUUAAAAUACCUUAAAACAGGUUUUAGUUUGACAUAUUUUGAAUGCUGGCCUUCAGUUUAUCCUAUUUAUUUUACCUCUGAACUGGUUUAUAAUUGUUUGAAAAUUAGAACCUAUGUUAAAAAAACAGCACUACAUAUAUUUGCACUAAAUUUUGGAGCAUAAAAGGUAAGGUUGAUACAGCUAAGAUCACCAUGCAGAUUUUUUUUUCAUAAUAGCUUGUAGACAUAUUCCAUUAGUUCAAGCUAAUCAAAUCUAAAUGUAUUCCUGUCUUGAAAAUGUGCUAUAUUUUAUUGCAAUCUGCAGGAAGCUUGAAGAACAAAAGGAGGAAA